Molecule: messenger RNA, 257 nt
Organism: Prunus avium (sweet cherry)
Lineage: Eukaryota; Viridiplantae; Streptophyta; Magnoliopsida; Rosales; Rosaceae
Source: RefSeq, a predicted model, not a curated record
ACCCGAAACAGAGCACUGCUGAUAUGACAGCUUUUGUACAAAAUCUUCUUCAACAGAUGCAAUCCAGGUUCCAGACAAUGUCUGACUCCAUCAUCACAAAGAUCGAUGAGAUGGGCAAUAGGAUCGAUGAGUUGGAGCAGAGCAUCAAUGAUCUCAGAACCGAGAUGGGAGUCGAGGGCUCACCAUCUCCUUCAGCCCCUUCGAAGUCAAAUAUCGAACCCAAGUCAGCUGAUGAUUCAACCAACGAGUAGCCACGG